AUUUUAACAAAAUAUUUUGUCGAAAAAAUAUGAUGAAAAAAAAAAAAAACCCCUCCUUUGUCAAAAAAAAAACAAAAACACAACUAAAAAUCUAAAACCAUUUUUCAUGAUAAACAACUAAAACCCUACAAACAACAAAGCUCAGUAGCUCCAUCAGCCGGAGUUACUCGUCGGCCGCCGGAAUUCUUCCAUCUUUUCCUUUUUUAUUUUCGUCGCAGAAGAGCUCAGCUUCAUUUCGCACCACCAUUCUCCGCCGUCAUCCCCGUGUCUGGCGUUCAUCACUUUCGGUUUACAAGGAGCAAUAAAUUUUAUCUGAAAAUGAUUUUCCGGAUGAAAGACAGGUUUGGUUUAUUGACCAUGCAUACCCCUAUUCGGAGGUGCCUGCAAGCAUUAAACCGUGAACCGCAACCAACAUUGUCUCUAUUCAAAGACCCAUCAUCUCUCCGCUCAUUCUCUGUGGCUGCUUUUUCCAACCAUAACAUUUCAUCACCCCUUCCCAUUUUCACCAAUUCCAAACCCGCAUCUGCUUUUGGAAAAUGGCACGACCCGCGCUAUUUCUCUACUUCCAAACAAGACGAUCACACCAAAAAAGCCGAUAUACAUGAAGAAAUAGAAGAUGAAGAUGACAGCGAUGACAAUUAUGAUGAUGAAGACGAGGAAGACUAUGAAGAUGAUGAUGAUGAAUGUGUUUCUGUAUCAAGUAGUAAAAAGGUGUACACGGCAGAGGAGAAGGAAGCAGAAGCAACAGCUAUUGGAUACAAAGUGGUGGGGCCCCUACAAAAGGACGACCAGGUUUUUAAGCCAUAUGAGCCUGCUUUUGCCGUUGUUCAGAUUGGUUCACAUCAGUUUAAAGUGAGCAAUGGGGACAGCAUUUUCACUGAAAGAUUGAAAUUUUGCGAAGUGAACGAUAAGUUGAUUCUGAAUAAAGUUCUGUUGCUUGGAUCUGCUAGUCAGACAAUUAUUGGCAGACCCAUAGUGCCUGAUGCAGCUGUCCAUGCUGUUGUUGAGGAGCAUGCACUAGAUGCGAAGGUAAUUAUUUUUAAGAAAAAGAGAAGGAAGAAUUACCGAAGAACCAAAGGGCAUCGUCAGGAGUUGACCAAGUUAAGGAUAACUGAUAUUGAAGGUGUUGAGAAACCUCAGAUCGAAUUGGCUGAAAAGCCUUCAGAAUCUGCUAAAAAGGAACAGGAAAAGGUUCCACUUAGUGCUUAAAAAGGAUGUCUGGCUGACGGUAAUUGCUAUCUUUAUGUCUUAAACGAGGUUUUGACAGUAGGUAUGAAAUGAGAAUAAUUGUAUUACUCAGAAGCUCCAUUUUCAUCUUCAAAUUCUUAGUAGAUGGAAGUAGUCAGCCACACUUUUGGUAGUCAUGUUUUGUAGGAAUGACUUCACAAAAUUCUCCUUUCCUCUCCUUGUAAUGCUGGAUUCAGUGCUUUAGUAGUUGAGCAUAAAUCCGUUUAUUCUUAAAUAAAUAGGUUUCAAGGUCUCAAGAAAUUUAAUAUUUUAUUCUUGGUUAAAACAUGAAACUAUAUCAUGUAUUGUACCGGUUUUAGACAGAAAUAUAGGUAUGCAAAUUUCAUUAUUAAGGAGAAAAUUUGUCCUGAUUCAAAUCCUAUUCUGCAGACAAUAUCUCGAUUUAUAUUACGACCAGGAAUCAGGAUACCUUGUAUGAAUGUCUAUUUCUGUAAGCUAAUGAAAUCAUAUGAUGAAUCAAAUUAUAGAGUGCAGUUGACCUUCAA
This is a messenger RNA of Trifolium pratense (red clover), 1733 nucleotides long. Its product is annotated as 50S ribosomal protein L21, mitochondrial. Bases 319 to 1209 code for a protein of 296 amino acids. NCBI's taxonomy places the organism in Eukaryota, Viridiplantae, Streptophyta, Magnoliopsida, Fabales, Fabaceae. Gene Ontology annotation, biological process: translation. Gene Ontology annotation, cellular component: ribosome. The transcript has 7 exons. Gene Ontology annotation, molecular function: RNA binding; structural constituent of ribosome. The record is from RefSeq and is a predicted model, not a curated record.